This is a messenger RNA of Thalassophryne amazonica, 6199 nucleotides long. RefSeq names its product TopBP1-interacting, checkpoint, and replication regulator (gene ticrr). The record is from RefSeq and is a predicted model, not a curated record. Lineage: Eukaryota; Metazoa; Chordata; Actinopteri; Batrachoidiformes; Batrachoididae. Gene Ontology annotation, cellular component: nucleus. Gene Ontology annotation, biological process: mitotic DNA replication checkpoint signaling; response to ionizing radiation; mitotic G2 DNA damage checkpoint signaling. Gene Ontology annotation, molecular function: chromatin binding.
GUUAAUGGAAGAAGGCUGCACCAAAAUGGCGAGAGAAUCAUUUUUCCACCUUCAAAGUUGUAAUUGUAAUAUAUUUUAAAUACAUUAAGAGCGUUAAUUUUGGUAGAUGCUAGGUACUUAACAUACAAAAGUCGUUAAAGCUGAGUUGACAAUUAUUGUUCAGUGUUUGCUGACAUUGUUUACGCUAACUUGCUAAUGUGUUAGCUAAGAGACAUGACGCUAGUUAGUAACUUUGUUUUGAAUUUGUGUUCAAGCGCUCGUAAACAGUGCUGCGGAUCAGUGAAGCUUGAAAUGCGAGAUCGAAUAUCAGAUGAACCUGUUUUCGUGGCUUGUUAAAUUUCAAACGUCUGACCAUUAUGACUGUGCACAACUUAGUUUUCGUCAUCGAUGUGGAUUAUGGUGAUCAGAAUUCAGACAGUCAUUUGGAUGUGAAAAGUCACUUUGUAAAACGAGGAAUCCUCAGAAUUCUGCUGCACUUCGCCUACCAGUAUGGAUUUGAGAAAGUGCGCUGGGGUUAUAAAUUUUUUCGGUCUAAAAGGACUGGCCAGUGUGCUGGCAUUAAGUCAAGGGGAUCUGACUUCAAGGAGCUGCAGCAUAAAACAUUUGAGGACUUUGAGUUGGAGUUUGAAUCCAAGUUUGAUGGUAAGGACGAGCCAUAUCCUUCUCAGCAGAUCCAGAAGUCCAGUCAGUCUGUUCAAAAUGCAAUCAAAGAAACCCUUUUGGACUUCCAGUGGGACAGACCAGACAUGACCUCUCCCACCAAACUGUCACUGAGGCCUCGGAAGAGCAAUCGAGCUGGAAAUGUUCCUAUUUCACAGGAGGACGAGCCUUUGGGUAGCUGUCGAAACAUGCUGUUUAUUGUCUCUGACUGUCCACGGUCCAGGACACAGCUAAUGGACUACCUUUCUUUGAGAAACCAGGACAUGCCAGUAGAUGUUUCAGAACACAUUGUGUCCAGAGGACUUAAGGAAUUGUUGGUCCAACAACAGGUUGUGUUGCACUGGAUUGACAGUUGUUCACAUGUCGAGGUUAUGAGGUGUGCCAAUCACUUUGGUUUUGAAAAGAUGUCUGAAGUCCUAGUUCAGUCAUGUGGCAGAGUUAUCCCUGUGGUUGCACUUCUGAAACUUGCCUGUCCUGUGAAACCUCAGCCACACUCUGGGACUGAGACUUUUGCCUUCACAUCCAGCCUCAGAUACCUCUUGUCUUCGGAACACUUCUACCGCCUGGUUUUUCCUGUUACGAAAGCAGUUUUGGAGUGGAGGCAAGGUAAUGUCAUACAGUGUUGUGGGGUCACAGUAGAGCCGGUGUGUCGCAGGCAAAGGUUUCUCCCAGACUCAGUGAAGGUGUCUCUGAAAGGAGUUUUGCAGGACUGGGACCUGUCUUCUCUGACUGAGGCAUCCACAGAGUCAUGGGUGAUUCAGUGUUCCAACAGCAGUGACCAGGGAGCACCAGCGUUUCGUCGUCUGCUGAUGGAACUUUCUGCUCAGACUCUGCACAUGUUCGCUGAGGUGAAAGAAGACAACCUGGUUUGUGCUGCUGUCCUCACACCACUUUCACAUGUCACAGCCAUGCUCACCAUCCUUCACCCUGGGAUGAGACAACAUGACCUGUGGACUGCUGAAAUCAUUGGCCAAUCCACAGAUGAAACCUCCACAGAUCUGCCAGAAGUAGUGAGCAGUGUUCUCGAAGUGGUUUAUGGCAUCAUGAAGGAGGAGUGUCAUGAAGCCAAUGGUAAAGGUAAUUGUCCCACAAAUCAUCAGGUUCCUGAGUGGUUCAGCGGAGCUCAACCCUUGUCCCUGCAAAGAGACAUGUUGGACAACUGGUUCCUUCACUCGGACCACUCAGGAGUGAGCGCCCAUUUAAUGGCGUCGAUGAGGUUGCUACAGGCAGUACCAGAGCAGAGGGAAGAGGAGGAGUUAUCUGUGCUACAACACAUGCUGAUCAGUGAUCUGUCUGAUUUAUACAAGAAAUCCCAGGGCGGAGACAACAAGAGGAGCAAAAAACGUGGCAGCCAGCGCACACCAGUAAAACAGAAGAUGAAGACAAUGAGUCGCUCUCUGCAGAUGUUGAAUGUGGCACGGCUAAAUGUGAAAGCACAGAAGAACCAGAAUGAGUGUGAACAGCUGGUGGCUGAAAGCAAGGGACCAGACAAGCAGUGCAGGAGAAGGUCGAGUGAAAGGAUCAAAGCUGGAGGACCAAAUACCGCAAAUUUUAGUAGCAAGGCAGAACUGCUGUCCUUCUUGAACACCAGUUACGACAGAAUUUUGGCAGAAAGAGACUCUGUCCUCACAGAUGUUCAACAGCUUCUAAGUGCUGUGAAAGUCUUCAUGGCAGACUCUGCCUCACAGGCCUCCCUCUUUGUCCAACAGCACCUUCUGAAGACAAGCAGAUCACUUCGGCAGCUCUAUGGCUCAGCUGCUGAUGCAGAGAGUAAAGUCAGAGAGUGUCAGCUGCAGUCGCUGUUGAGAUUGGAGUUAUGCAGACAUUUUUCCUCUGAACAGUCAGGCUCACUGGAUGGUGAACAGAUGGCAGAAGAGGUUGCAGAAAUGCUCCGGAUUAUUUCCCUCACCAAAGACCCAGUUUGCCUAACAAGGUUCCUUCAAGAGGAAAUCCUCCCAGGGUUUCUCACAGCCAUUCCUAAGGUGCUUGCAGAUGUCUACCACAGUCUGGGCACCCAGCUUCCUGAGGCACUGCUGGCUCUUCUGCCUGCUGAUUUCUUCAGUGAUGAGUCCAUUGCAAAGGACAGUGUUUCUCCUUCAGUGUCCACACCGCCCCUGUCCACCCACAGUCUGACACUGGAUAGUGGGCACUGCCUGCAGCACCUCAGAAAUCGCUCAGCCAAUAAGAAAAGGAGUGAGGUGUUGACUCGUCAUCGUAGUAUGAUUGAGUCAUCGCAGAGUCUUCGCCAAAUAGAGAUGCCUAAAAAGACCACAAGAGCCUCCAAGACAAAGGUCGCUGUUGCAGUGGAAAGACCAUCUGCAGAGCCACAAUCUCAGAAACAAACACAAGAGGUGACCAAGGUGAGAAGAAAUCUGUUCAAUCAAGAAAUAGUUUCUCCUUCAAAGAAAGCCAAGCUGCCAAGGAGCCAGUCUGUGUCUGCUGUGGAGGGAGUGAAACGCAAACGAUCUCAGGGGAACGCAGAGGGACACAAACUCCUUACAAAGAAAGUGAGUGAUACUCCUCUCCACAAACAAGUGUCCAAUCGUUUCCUACACCUUCAGAAAAUGGGAAGGAGAUCGAUGCCAACUGAGGAGUGUGUUGUAGAAGAAUCACCAGAGAAACCUGCAAAUGACCUCAGAAGGAGCCCAAGGAUAAAGAAGUUUGCUAGAAGGCACUCAAUCACUUUCUACUCAGGUUCCCAACCUCGCUCACGCAACCUGGACAGGGCACUCUCUGCAUCCCAGCUUCAUUUGAGCGACUCCAGAAACAGCUGCAUUGACCUGCCAACAGUUCGCUCUCCCAUGCGUCUUCUUUUUGGGGCUGCUCAUUCACCUGGUCAUCAAUCUACCUCUGUAGAGUCUCAUGAGCCCGGAGCCAGCAAGACGCGCUUGUCCACAGACAGUGUCUUUGAGAGUCCACGUAAAACUCCAGAGUCACCUGGCGGACACUGGAAGAUCAGCCAUGGGAGCAGGACACCUCGGACCUCCAGGACACAAAGAACCCCCAACACCCCCCUUUCAACAAAGAUGAGUGUGUCCUCUGUACCUGAGAAUACUGUAUCAGAAAGUUGUCAGGACACUUCUGGAACACCCAGUAGUAGUCCUUUUAGACCUCCAGCCAUAAAGAGUCCUGUAGCAGAGACUCCUGUGAAGGAAAGGCCAUUCAUCAGCCCACUCAAGAGUAUUCUCAGGACUCCAGUCAAGGCCUUAGUUGAAAGCAGUUCUGGAUUAUGUUUGCACAAAGGUCCAACCUCCGUGACUCCAAAGAAGAGUGUCUCAUGGUCUCCAUCACCACAGAAGCAUGCAGUAGACAAUCCUUUACCUUUCAAGGUGCCAGAAUCACCUCGGAUUGUACCACAAAGUUCUCCAAGAUUUACGAGAACACCCAACAGUACUUUCAGAAAUUCAAACAGCAGAACAGACAUCUUCAAGACCCCGGAUAAGAAAUCUACAGAAGCAAGGCUGGAAAAUGCAGAUAUGUUUUCAGAAGAAAAACAUCAAAUGCUCUCUGAAAGGAUUCAUAACAAAAAGAAACCACUUGAAAAUGAAGAAAAAAGUGACAUGAGUCACCUGGGUACUCCUUCACAAGUCAUACCACCAAUAGACCACCACCUAUCAUCAAAACCAAAUACUGAAUGUCAAGUCAAAAGCCUUAGUCCUACUUACCAAAUGGUUACUAGAUCUGGGCGAACUCCAAGCAAAAGUUCAAACAUUGUGUCCCCAUGUGCAUCUUUAUUUACACCAGACUGUGGCACUGCAGUUUCAGAAACUUCAGAUAUUUUGCAGCAAACUUCAACUACAUCUGUGGAUGAAAUAAAGUCUGGCAAAGCAGCUGUAAGUAGGACCAGAUGUAACUUAAGGUCUCGGACUAGUGUGAAUGUUACCUCCGGGAUAAAAACUAAAUCUCGUUUUGGGGACACCUCUGACCAUGCAGAAAAGCACUUGCAUUCAGAUGCUGAAGAAGGGAGCCAAACUGAGUCUUCCCAAACCUCUGGAACUGACUCCAGUUUACAUAGAGAAUCACCACAGUUUGAUUCCUCCCAUGUUAGUACUCCCACCACAGAGGACGGCAGUAUUAAUAUUGUUGAUGCAGCAAUUAUAAAGACUGAAUUUUCUAGUGAUCUCAAGAUGAGCAUUAGUUUCUCCAGGAAACCUUCACAGUCAACCGACAAGUUUCUGCACCAUGGAACUUCUCCAAAGUCACUUGUGCCACGGACAAACUAUGGCUUCAGGCAGACUCCUGACCGGCAGCAGAGGGAGGCUGCUGCUCGUUUGGGAUAUUCAAAUGAUUCCCCUCGAUUUUCAACCCCUAGGGGCUCUGCAAGAUCUGCUCAACAAAAGGGUACUGUAAUCCCAAACCCGGUGACAUACGAAGUAGAAAUGGAGAUGCAAUCAUCAGGACUUCCAAAACUCAAAAUCAAACGUACAGCCUCCUUGAAUCCAGGCAGUGUGGCUCCUUAUGCUGGUUCUUGCUCAGCAGCUCAGAGCCCUGUAGCUAAUAUGAAACUGUCUCAGCUAGAGAGCCCUGUGGCUUUAUUGUCUAAACACAGAGAUCCUGGAUGUGUUUCACCAUCAAUCUGUACUCAUGUCACACCAGCCAAAAAUACGCCUGCAAAAACUGGAAGCCUGCAAACCUAUAUCUGCCAGUCCUACACCUCUACACAACAUAAUGCAGGAACUGUGUCUCCAGUGGUGGUUGCGGAAUUCGUUCCACUCACACCUUCACCGCAAAGUGUCGGGAAGGUGACCCCAGACAACCUCAAUAACUGGCCUCGAAGGAAGAAAGCCCAGGUGGGAGUGGUUGGAGCUAAAGACCGCAUUCUGAGGGGAGAGCCACAGCUGGAGGAGUUGCUGGAGGAAGCUGAGCUUGGAGUCUGUAGAUUACAGGACAAUGAUGAUACCGAUGAGCCCCCAAGUAACAAAUCUGCAGCUUCAACCUCGAAACAGCCUCUUUGUGUUGGAGCUGAUGCUUCCCCUCUCUCACCACUGAAUGACUUGAAGUGGAUGGAGAAACUGGCUCAGCAGGAGGACUGUCGGGAUCUUCAAACAGCUGAAAGCAACAUGAUCUGGGCCACAGGACCUGAAGCCAAGUCAACGGUGACUCCACCAAGCACAAAGGUGAGGAAGCCAGUCACAGCAAGUGGAAUUUUGGCACUCACUUGCUCUCCAUUGUUGUUCAAAGGCAAAACAGGCUCCACUAUUAAGAAAAGCACUCAAUUUAAAGAUGAGACUGUGUAUGAGAGGAGGCUGGAGUUUGAGCCGUCGCCUGUCAGUCAGCCGGUCAGACGUUCACACACAGGAAAAGCCAACAGCAGGAAGAGGCUGCUGCACUGAGCCGCACCGUCACACCGCCGCCAUGCUGCUGCUGGUUCUGCUUGGAUUUUUGUCAAGAAAAUGAGAAGUCUGGAAGACCUGACAGAUGUCUUUUAAACACUUGUAGACUGUGUCCUCCGCUGACUGUGUUCUGUUUUAAGUGCUUCUAAAUGGAGUUUCCACCCAUGAAGAGUUCGGAGUUCUGUUCUGCACACAUUUAAAAUUUA